UGAAGUACCUUUGAAGAGAGCGUCAAGUUAUUCCAUUGAGGGAAAAAUGAUAGGUGAUUUAUUUAUUUGCGAAAUAAGUCCGUACAUUGACUCCAACUUUUAUUUGUUUUGAGAAUUGAAAGUUUUUAAGUUGCGAAAGAAAAUAUUCUCCAAGGGGUGGAUCACUAUUGACUGUGUGCUUCGAGUGGCUCAGCCAUUACACAAAGGUGGAUUCCUUGGGAUUAAAACACGGAUCUACGGUACAAAAAUGGUGCAUCUUUGAUUUUUAUCAAAGUUUAUUGUCGAAAAAACAAACAAGCAACAUAGGAAAAUGGCGACCGCUGAGGUCGAUAAUUUCCUGGCGGGGCCUCUUGUUACUUGGUUUGUCAGCUGCUUGGAGGACCCCGAUAUUUUAUCCAACUAUAAUGACUUGGUGGAUGGGGUGCUUAUUCACAACGUCUUCCUUCAGAUUGAUCCAGAACCUCUGAAUGAUGGAGUUAUCUCUAGCUGUGGUAACACUUCUAUUCGUAUAAAAAAUCUCGAAAUGAUAGUGGGGAACAUGAAGCAAUUUUACGAGGAAGAAUUAGGCCACUUGAUAAUAAAACAUCCAGAUACAACGAAUUUGGGAAAAGAGCCAGAAGUUCACAUACAGGAUAUGGAGUUACUUCUGCUACUCCUCCUAGGUUGUGCUGUACAAUGCCCCAACAAGAAAAACUUUAUAACAAGGAUAAAAACUCUCCCUUUAGACACCCAACUUGCUAUAGUAGAGUGCAUAAAGCAAGUUACGGAUUAUCACGACAUAGUAAUAACUCAAGACUCAAUGGAGAAUGCAAAUAUGUCAGGUGUCUUUAAAGAGAUUAAAAAACUGAUACACGAGAGGGAUUUGUAUCGUGAGAAAUGGCGUGUUGCUGCUAUAAAUGAUUCAACAUGCCCAAAUGAUUCUCCAGAAGGUAACAAUGAGGGAAUCAUUAAAUCCCAGCAGUUGAAUUCAAUAGCAAAGAAAUCAGCUCGUGAAGAACAUCAUCAUUAUGCUGUUGAAUUGGCUGAUUGGAAAUCCAAAGUUAGAAAACAGCGUCAAGAAUUGGAAGAGAAAACAGAAGCCCUUCUCGAAUGUAAAGAGGAAUUGGAGCACAAUAGACAAUCUCUGGCUAAACUGAAACAAGAGAAUCAAGAACUAAUGCAUGAGGCAAGGACAGCUAAAUCUUACAGAGAUGAACUGGAUGCAGUGAUGGAGAGGGCUGAGCGUGCAGAUCGUUUAGAAUCGGAGGUGGCUCGUUAUCGGGAAAAAUUGACAGACAUUGAAUUUUACAAAACGCGAAUCGAAGAACUACGCGAGGAUAACCGAGUUCUCAUGGAAAAUCGUGAAAUGUUGGAGGAACAAUUGAGUUUAUCCCGACGAAGAGCUGACAAGGUUCUUGAAUUAGAAGCACAAAUAAUAGAGUACAAACAAGUGUUGAACGAUAUGGCACUCGAGCGAGCUGCUGACAAAGAAAAAUAUCAGGAAUUGUACGAUGAGAAUUUGCAGCUACAUAAAUUAAAAAAAGCUGCUGACGAUGAAGUAGCUCGUGCUGGCUCCGUCAGUGAAUCUGAUGAGCCAGUGACAUCUGAUAAUCGAUUAUCUGAGCAAUUAACUAACAAUGCACAGACAAGAGCACUGAAACUUGAACUUGAGAAUCGUCGCUUGAUGGCCCUUGUCGAUUCACUGAAAGAAAAUUCCUUUCACGAAUCAUCAGGCCGUCUUCUUGAGUUGGAGAAAGAAAAAAAGAAAAUGUCAUUAAAGAUGGACUCAUUGACUGAUAAUAACGACAGAUUGAGCCAACAGAAUGCUGACCUAGAGCUCGUUUGCAAGCAGGCACUGGAGGAGAAUAAAAAACUUGAGAAUACAUUAAAAAAUCAGAGGACAUCUUUUGAAAGACAGCAACAAGAUUAUCAAGCCCAGCAUUCUAAGAUCAUUGAACUCGAAAAGAACUAUGAAACGGCGAUUAAAGAGAAGCAGAGAGUUCAAUCCUUACUUGAAAGUGUACAGAGGCGUGCUGAUGAGUUGGAUCGUUCCCUGGAAAUUUCAAAUCAAAAGCUCGAAGACUUGAGACUCAUGGAAAAUAAACUCAAAGAGGCAGAAACAAAAUGCACUGAUGUUGAAAUUAAAAUAGUCACAUUGGAGAAGGACAAGGAGACUGCACUGCGUGAUGUGCACAAGUGUCGUGAGCUCAUUGAGGAGAAAGACGUGGCUCUGGAUAAAGCAACAAAUGAUAUCGAAGUAAUGAGAAAAAAAAUCGACAUACUGGAGAGAGAAGUCGACAAGUCAAUUUCACAAAUUACAAGACUCCAAGAGAUCGAACGAUCUUCAAAAGAGUUGGAUUCGAGGGCAGCUAUUGAUAAAGAAACAAUGGAGACUUUAAAAUCAAAUUUAAUUGCUGAAAAAUUGAAUACUCAACAGCUUCAAACAGCUUUGGAGAAGCUUGGAUUGACUGUUGACUCUUUAUUGACCCUGUCAUCGGAAAAUCUAGUGGAAAGGUUGAUUAAUGUACCUGAAAUGUCACAAUACAUAAAUAAAUUGAUUUGUGAAAAAAUUGAACAUGAGCACAAGAGUUUAGAAAUAGCACCACAAUUUAAAGAUACCGAGUCAGAGAAAGAUGUACCACUUAAUAAACACCUUCAGGAGACGAUUGAAACAUUGAAGAGAGAAUUGGAGAGUUCACAGGUGAAAUUUAAUACUAGUCAAAUAGCUGGUGAAAAUCUACUGGAGGAACAGGCUAAAUUGCAAGUUUGUGUUACGACUCUUCAAUCAAAGAUAACGUCAUUAAAUGCACAGCAUACAGCUUUACAGCUGGCCAAUUCACAAUUGGUCGCUGAGAAAGAGCAACUUUUGAAAGAACGUGAUGUGCAACAACGUGCUCAUCAGCAAUUGUUGCAUGAUCAGGUGACGCUACAAUCAUUGCAUGAGCAACUCAAUAAUGAGUAUGAAAAUCUUCUUCAGGAGCGAGAAACACUCAAAGCUAGUUUGAGGGAUACCAAGAAUCAUUUCAGAACGUUGAGGGAAAAUUUUGAAUUACUCGAAGAGAAGAAUAAACAAUUUGUGGCCGAGCAGGAAGCUUCCCUUUGUAAUACUAAGAGUUUGAAUAAUCUCCGAGGUGAGCAUUCAAAGUUGAAGGAUGACUUUAGAAAUUUAUAUACUGCCACUGAGAAGCUGAAAGCUGAAUACAGAAAUCUCCAGGAGGACUACAGGAAGAAUAAAGUUGAGGCAAAUCGAUUAAGCCUCAAACUCACUGAAUUACAAGGAGAAAUGAGUAUAAAAGAAGAGAGAUGCUCUAAUUUGGAGCUACAGACGAGUAAAUUGAAUCAACGUUGUGAAAUGCUUCUACAAAUGAAUUCUGGACUUGAUAAUAAUAGAAGAUCUCUUAUGGAUCAUGUCAGUGUUCUCUUGAAUCAGUAUCACGAUCUACUGAGUCACUCUUUGGAGGACAAGGAGCAUUAUCACAUGGAGGAGAAAUUAUAUCGUGAUCAGGUGAAUCAUUUGUCGAGGCAGAAGGAGAAAUUGGAGGAGAAAAUUAUGGAGUACUACAGAAAUAAACAGAGUUGUUCAACAAAAAAAAAACGAUUUGGAGCAAGCCUAGUAAAACGAGUCCGAAAAGCAGGCUCUGAUUUAUUGAAUAAGAAUCGUCAAUCAUGGCCAGAUGAGUCAAAACAAUCAGAUGGUAAACUCUACGAGUCUGAGUCGGGUGGCAAUGAUUCAGAUGCCAGUGGAGAGGGUCGUAGAACAGCAACAGAGACACCAGUCCUUGAUAAUGAUUCUUAUUCACUGGGCACACCUGGAACCAGAAGAACUGUCUACUACACCGAUGAUUCGCCAUCACCUGCCACUUCCUUGCCGCCUGAACAAAAAUGCGAUGGCUCUCCACAGAGUCCAAUAAUUGACGAUGAUCCUCAAUCGAAUCGACCAACUCAGGAUCAAACACCCCGUUCUGUUCUUAUUUAUAAUAAAGUAUCGGCAGUUAUAAAUGAGACACAAAGUUUAACAACUCCAGUCAAUGAACAACUACCCAAUGAAGAAAUUGGUGAGCCUCUUCCAGCUAAAGACCCGAAGGUCGGUAAUUCAGUUUGGUAUGAAUACGGAUGUGUUUGAAAUUCUACAGACUGAAAGUUUAAUAAAUAGGAUCGAGUGAUAAUGCAUAGAUACAUAAUAAUUUAUAUUAUGGUUCAAUGGAAUAAGAUACGACUUCUGUUGAAUUUUUUAGCUCUUCUUUUGGUUAAGAAAAAUUGAAUGUUUUUAAAAUUACAUGCAUCUCUUAUUCCAUUAUUCCAUUGAGCAUUUUACUGUUUCUUUUGAUAAAUAAUACAAAGCAAUGCUUCCUUUAUGAUAAAAUGACUAUAUCUACGAUGUAUUAAAGCCAUUUAAUUAUACAUACAUAGAUAUAAAGAUGGCUUAUGUAUGGAGGGAAUUACCCAAAAUAGGCGACGAAUAAGAAUUCUGUUUCAAUUACACUACAUUUUGUUAGUUCUAUUUAAUUAGAUUCUCUUAACCAAUUAUAAUCAUUAAUUAACAUUGUUUUUUUUCUUUGUUUUUCAUUGUCGUAUUCAUGAAAAAUAAAUUUUCAAGAGAAAAUCCAUUCUCUCCAACUGAAUAUGCAUUUAUAACUACUUAUAUGCAUUUUAUUAUAGCCGUAUUGUGAUAUAAAUUGUGAAAAAGAAAACGUUGUAUCUAUCGUCGACUUAUUUUCAAGAAGAAAACAAAUCGUGUAGAAAAUAUUAAGAAUAGCUUGCCGGCUGGUACUUUGGACGAUUAUUCCGUCACCGGUAAAAUAAUUAUUCUUGUACAGAAUCAGCGAGAUUAUUUAUGAAUUCAGUUUCUACCGAAUAGGCUAAUCAACAUGUACAAAAUAAUUCCGGCCCAUUUAUUAUACUAUAUUUAUAUGCUCGUUUUCAAUUUCAUCAACUUAAUUAACAAUGCAUUUUGCAACAGAGGAUAGAAAGAAAAACGUAACAAAGUAUUAUUUGUACUAAAGAACUCGCAUCUCAUAGAAUUUAAGUCAAUUUUUAUAUUUUUUAGUAUUUUGUGCGUAUUAAAGUUUUAAGAGCAAGAAAA
Molecule: messenger RNA, 5062 nt
Organism: Diachasma alloeum
Lineage: Eukaryota; Metazoa; Arthropoda; Insecta; Hymenoptera; Braconidae
Gene: Girdin
Product: protein Daple
Exons: 4
Coding region: 311-4102 (1263 amino acids)
Biological process (GO): cytoplasmic microtubule organization; cytoskeleton-dependent intracellular transport
Cellular component (GO): cytoplasm; centrosome
Molecular function (GO): dynein light intermediate chain binding; microtubule binding
Source: RefSeq, a predicted model, not a curated record